Molecule: messenger RNA, 1095 nt
Organism: Aureobasidium pullulans EXF-150
Lineage: Eukaryota; Fungi; Ascomycota; Dothideomycetes; Dothideales; Saccotheciaceae
Exons: 2
Coding region: 1-1095 (364 amino acids)
Biological process (GO): tRNA wobble uridine modification
Cellular component (GO): elongator holoenzyme complex
Source: RefSeq, a predicted model, not a curated record
AUGAGCACACGUAAUCGCACACCACCGCUCUUGGAACCAUACCUCCGCCUUCCCUCGGAAGCAUCGCAACUGCUCUUGACCGGCGUACUCGACUCAUCACCUCAAUGGCUUGUCACUCGCCUGCUACGUAGCGCAUACACACCUUCCGAAGAAACCGAGUCACCAGAAGAGCAGGAUGUCAGUGUGAUACUUGUAUCAUGGUUACGCGAUUGGGAAUUUUGGAAGAGUGAGGCUAGAAGAGGCGCUGGCAUUGAUCUCGCACGUCUGGCACAACAAGAUAAAUUCGUCUUUGUAGAUGGCUUGACGCAUUUGUUCCCGGUCGCAACUUCAAACACUGCAGCCACACCUUCACCAGCAGCACCGUCACCGACCCAGAGGAGUCUCCCUGUCAGAAACACACCUGCCUCGCCGAUUCCGAAUAGAGGCGGUCCACUGCCAUCUCGAGGCCCAGUACCUUCCAGAGGUCCUCCUGGAUCUGCACCUUCGCAGCCACAAGUAGCACAACCACAACAACCUACCCAACCAACCUCGCAACUGCAAUCCACUCAACCGAUAAAUACAACCCACCUCAGAGACUCCUCCCUCGCCUCCACAUACACCACACUCUCAAAAACCAUCUCGGACCUCCUCGCCAAACACCCACAACGCAAAAUUCACCUAAUCCUCGACUCACCAACCCUCCUCCUCUCCACAUCCGCCUCACCAUCCGCCUCCGCCCUCUCCAGCCUCCUCCUCUCCCUCCGCAGUCUUGUAUCCACCACAACACUAAUCCUCGAAUCCGACACCCCUUUCCUCUCCGCCGCCCUUCCAGACCCUUCACAUCUUCCCACACCACUGGAAGCAGCACACGCCGCCUUCGUGGUUCAACAAGCGCAUAUCAGUAAGUGGGUGCUGAGCUUACGACCACUGGAUACGGGAAAAGCAAGAGAUGUCAGUGGUGUGAUUAGAGUGGCCAGAGGUGGUGCUUGGGAUGAUGAUGUGGAAGAGGAGGAAGAGGUGAAGGGGCAGGAGAAGAAGGAAUUGGAGGCGCUCUAUUUUGUGCAGAAUGAUGGUGGUGUCAAGGUUUUUGAGAGGGGCGAGGCUAGUGUUGGAUAG